This is a messenger RNA of Myripristis murdjan (pinecone soldierfish), 1741 nucleotides long. RefSeq names its product CDK5 regulatory subunit associated protein 3 (gene cdk5rap3). Gene Ontology annotation, cellular component: endomembrane system. NCBI's taxonomy places the organism in Eukaryota, Metazoa, Chordata, Actinopteri, Holocentriformes, Holocentridae. Gene Ontology annotation, biological process: regulation of mitotic cell cycle. The transcript is spliced from 14 exons. The record is from RefSeq and is a predicted model, not a curated record. Bases 137 to 1654 code for a protein of 505 amino acids.
UUGUAACGUGUCAAAUCCGUGUAAACAUGCACACUGGAUGGUAACAAUAAUCCGAGAACUAAUUUGGGGGAAAUUAAUCUGUAAUGCAGCCAUAAAAAGUUGGAAGUACCUUUGUUUUUGAACAGCUGACGACACGAUGGAGAAUAUUCAAAAUCUUCCCAUCGACAUACAAACCAGCAAGCUUUCAGACUGGCUGCUGGACCGACGCCACUGUAACGUCAAAUGGCAAAGUGCGGUCAUGGCAAUCCGGGAGAAGAUCAACGCUGCCAUCCAGGACAUGCCGGAGAACGACGAGAUCAAGCAGCUUCUCUCCGGCUCCUACAUUCACUACUUCCACUGCCUGAGGAUAGUGGAGAUACUAAAGGGAACAGAGGCUUCCUCUAAGAACAUAUUUGGCAGAUAUUCCUCUCAGAGGAUGAAGGACUGGCAGGAAAUUGUGUCCCUCUAUGAGGCAGAUAAUGUCUAUUUGGCGGAGAUGGCCAGCUUGCUGAGUCGCAAUGUCAGCUAUGAAGGGCCGGCUCUGAGGAGGCAGGUGGCCAAAGCCCAGCAGCUGCAGCAGGAGCUGAGCCGGCGGGAAGUGGAGUGUCAGAGCUCAGCUGCAGACCUGAGGGAACGCUACUACGCUGCCUGCAAGCAGUACGGCAUCACAGGGGAGAACGUGGCUCGAGAGCUGCAGGCCCUGGUGAAAGACCUUCCAACAGUUCUUGGGGAAGUAGGGAAGGAUGCAGCCAAGCUAGAGGAGCAUAUCAAACUUUACUCUGCUUUCACAAACUUUGUCUGUCAGUGGUCUGAACCGGUCCUUCCCCUACUAACGUUUGUCCAAAAGAGAGGAAACACAACUUUCUAUGAGUGGAGGACGGGGGAGGCUCCUACAGUCGUCGACAGGCCUGUUGUGGAGGAGGCACCUCUGGAUGCAGUCAACGAGGAGACGAUCGACUGGGGCAACUUUGGCAGUGGAGCAGAGACUCAGGAAGUUAAUUUUGGGAUCACAGUCGAGGAUGGGGUCGACUGGGGUAUUAGUCUGGAGCCUGGCGCUGAGGACACGGCUGCAGGCGGUAUUGACUGGGGAGACGGUGAAGCCGCUCCCAUAGAAAUCGAAGUUGUAGACGUGGGCACAGACUGUCCUAAAGGUGUGGCGAGAGGUGAGGAUGCCCUGACUAUACUGGAGAACCCGCAGUCACGCAGCCAGUUCAUUGAUGAGCUAAUGGAGCUGGAGCUGUUCCUCGCCCAGCGGGUGAGUGAGAUGGGAGAGGAGGGAGAUGUGGUGGCUAUGAGCCAGUUCCAGCUGGCCCCCUCUGUCAUCCAAGCACAAACCCGUGAACAUAUCCAGGAGAUGCUGACAGAGGUGCGGGGUCUCCUGGGCCGACUGACCACUCUUCGGAUGCAGCACCUCUUCAUGAUCCUGGCCUCGCCGCGGUAUGUUGAGCGUGUGUCGGAGAUGCUGAGACAGAAGCUGAAGCAGGCAGACAUCCUGGUGUUGAAGCGUGCCUCGCUGGCGGAGAAGAGGCAGGACGCUCUUGAGGAGCAGGCCAGACUGGAGCCUCGCAUUGACCUGCUGGCAGGACGCACCCGGGAGCUCCAAAAACUGAUUGAAGAGGACAUUUCCAAGCGAUACAACAAGAGGCCUGUCAACCUCAUGGGGGUUAAUGUAUGAAGCUCACAGAUGUUCAAGAGAAAUAUUUUGUCACAGCCUAUCUCACUGUCUCACUUCUGGAGAAAUAAAAGUGAUAUUUAACGUGUU